Molecule: messenger RNA, 504 nt
Organism: Acanthosepion pharaonis
Lineage: Eukaryota; Metazoa; Mollusca; Cephalopoda; Sepiida; Sepiidae
Source: the annotation of a GenBank genome assembly
AUGUUAAAUAUAUACCAAAUCAAUCAAUCUUUUUAUAAAUCAGCCUUUUCAUAUCUGUUGAUAGAUCGAUCGAUUUCAAUCUAUCUAUCUAUCUAUUUUAGUCUGUCCGUAUCUAUCUAUCUAUCUAUCUAUCUAUCUGUCUGUCUGUCUCCAAUCCGCAUAUCCAUUCCCCAGCCCGUUCCUCUCUGUCUGUCCAUCGAUCAAUUCCAACCCGGACCAAUCGAUCUCUCUCCUGAACUUCCCUUAUUUAUCUCUCCGACUUAUCUUACAACUGCGUCCAUCUUUCGAGCUAGCGAUCAAUUCAUUAUUGUAUCUACAUACAUACCGACUUGCGCACCUCCUCCUCCCUCUUCGACCGAGUCUUCCUCUCCUCUCACCUGUUCCUUCAACUUUCCUUUACAGUUGCUACCUUUUUCUUUUUUUUUCCUGGGAAAAAUUUCCCUCUCUAAAAACAUCUCCAAACCAACAGCCUGUCACGCGAAAGGCGCUUGCCAGUAUUUAUAA